AUGAGCAAGACAUAUGGAGAAAUCAAAAAAGAAAUUACAACUUACUUUGAUGAUGACAGAGACAAAGAAAUGUUGGUUCAGUGGCGAGGCACAUUUGAAAGCAAAAUCAAGGAGUUUCAUGAUGAACAGGUGAGAGGAGUGAAAAGAAAACUGGAUGAAGUUAUCCAGCAGAAGAAGGCUUGUAAAAAGCUUGAUGAUCAGAAGACAGAGUUUGAGAACAAGCUGCUACAGAAGAGCAAAGAACUCGCUCAUCAGUUAAAAGACAAGACACAAGAUGAAGAGGAACUUAAACAGCAGUUUGACUCUGUUUGGAGAGACUGGGUGAGAGAACUAACUGCAGAUACAAAACCUAUUGAAGACAUCAACUUGGAGGAAGAUCAGUCAACUAUCCUUCAAGAGCUUGGUAUUGAAUGGGCUCUUAUUGAUGAAUCCAAAAUCAGUGGCAGAUACAAAAACAUAUCAGGGGUUGGUGAUUACUUUGAUUAUGUGGCACUCACCAAGUAUCAGGAGCUUUGUGACGAAAGCCAACAAUCAGAAGAUGAGAAGAGGGUAAACAAGAACACAAAAGUGCAAGGAGGAUAUUCAUGGAGAACUCAAUGGCUGUCUUUUAAAACAUUGUUUAGAUUUGCGUCAACACAACAAAAAGAAUUACAUACAUCAAGCAAUUCUUUACCAUAUGAAGACCAAAAAUGCUUCAGAUCCCUCAUUGACGAAGUUGAAGAACAGACUUUUGAUAUAAUCAAGAACAAACCUGUAGCUACAAGAGGCUACAGAUCAACUUACUUGCAAGAAGUUGCCAAAAAUGUCAAAGAGAAAGUGACAGAAUUUGAAUCAGAGAGGAAAUUUGCUCUGAAGAGGGAGUUUACAGUUGAACUCUUACUGUAUGUGUUUGACAUAGCAGGGACUUCGCUUUCAGAGUCCCAUGAGAAAUUCAAGAAGAAGAAUGAUGCACGUACUCAUUUAGAAAGCAAGAGGGAUCAAUAUUACAACAUUUUCAGAAGCUUCUGUAAAGGAAACUCUUCUGCUGUUGUACUCGGAGAACUGAUCUGUGGAAAACUGAAGGUUUCCACUAUUGAGGCUGUCUGUAAAAAGACUGUCAUUGAUCUAGCUGGAGAGAUGAAGUGCAGUUUCCCAGCAUUCAAUGGGAACAGACUGAACCUGGAGAAACAUGUGUUGAAGUCACUGGCAGAGAAAGAGGACUUCAAUGGUUUCAUGACCUACAUCCGACACCCAAGGAAACAUGUGGAGAGGUUUAUAAAAGAGGAAGUAGAGAAAUACAUCUUCACAUCACACAAAGAUAAAGCAUGGGAUAUACUCAAGAAAAAUGUUGAAGACAUGAAACAACAUGUGAGUCAGGCUUUAUUUACUGCAACAUCAAAAGUUAAGACCCAGAGAGGAGACACAGACAUGUGGCUGGAAGAAUUGUCCAGUUCGCUGAAAGAUGAGUUGACAUUUGAUGCCGUUUGU
Molecule: messenger RNA, 1467 nt
Organism: Seriola dumerili (greater amberjack)
Lineage: Eukaryota; Metazoa; Chordata; Actinopteri; Carangiformes; Carangidae
Product: interferon-induced very large GTPase 1-like
Exons: 1
Source: RefSeq, a predicted model, not a curated record